CUUACUUUCUAUUUGAAGUUGGAACAUUUUUAGGGGACAGAUUGUUUAAUGUGGUAAUGGCUUCAGGGGCAAAGAGAUUGAUUGUGUUUGGCGGAGGUAUAGCCUCUUCGUUGCUUGUUUUCAAUGCAGUAGACAGAACCUUUUACAAAAAGCGGCAAAUUCAAAACUCUUUGCUGGCCGAUGCUUCGUUGGCGGGAAAGCCUGAAGAUCUACAUCUCAAACAGGUGAUAAUUCUUACAAGACAUGGAGCAAGGACACCAUUUAAAUUUAUUCCAAAUUAUGAACCUGCCACAUGGCCUGUUGAGGAUAAUGAGGAUUUGGAACACACGUUGAUCAAUCAUACAGUUAGAAGCUUAGAUUUCGGAAGCAAGCCAGAAUCAGCGAUUGAUAAUGCGUACCGUGAUAAAGAACGACUCAAGGGUGGUUCAUUAGUUGGUCAAUUAACUAAAAUUGGUCAAGAACAAAUGUAUCAACUUGGUAAGGCCUACAGAAAGAGAUACGUCGAGGAGCUUGGACUUUUGUCACCAGACUACAACCAUGAACAAGUAUACGUGAGAUCAACCAACAUCAAACGAACCAUCAUGUCAGCUCGAUGCGUUUUAGCAGGACUUUAUGGCGAUACACAUCUUAAAGGCCCAAUCCCAAUAUUUACGUCAGUGAACGAACACGAGGUUCUGUAUCCAAAUUACUAUUCCUGCAAGAACCUCAAGCACUGGGCAAAAAUUGCUUGGACAACCUGGGAAAACAUCCCCGGCCUAGUAGAAUUCCUCGAUGCAGUUGCCAAGGAACUAGGUUUCGAUAGAAAGAAAGAGGAGUUUGGUAUUAUAUCUCUCGAGGACAAUGUGUGUGCCAGAGCUGCAAAGAAUGAACCAAUUCCUGAAUUUUUAAUAAAUCGAAGAGAUGAGAUCGAGUCAUUUGCAGUAGCCUAUCAAAUGCGGCUUCUUAUUGGAACAGGCAAAAGUCACUCAAUCGCACGUAUGGCAAUUGGUGCUUUCAUAGAGGCAUUGUGCACACAUUUUGAAGACAAAGCUGAAAACCAAAGCGACCUGAGGUUUAUACUGUAUUCUGCUCAUGAAACAACACUGAUGGCUGUUCUGCACGUCCUUGGUGUGUAUGACUUCAAAUGGCCUAAAUACGCUGCCGACGUCAAACUCGAACUCUACCAGGACGAGAAUCAAGGCUGGUUUGUGAAGCUUCUUUACAACGACAAGGAUUUGACACUGCCAGGGUGUGGAACGCCUGUUUGUCCUCUUUCAAGGUUUUUGGAACUUUGUGAGCCAUAUCGUGUGAAAGACUGGUAUGCAGAAUGCGGCAUCAAAGGAGAAGGGGUAAAAGAGAAUGUCCCUACUGGUAUUAUGUAGACAAAAACUGCCAUGAUGGGCCACAAUGGUAUCAAUAUUAAAUCUGGCGUGCAUACUGCAAAGUACUUUGAACGGCAAUACCAUCACGUACAUUACAUCUUAUGAAUAAAGGACAAUACUUUUUGGAGACUCUUCUCAAGCUUUCUUUGAAAACACAUCUUUUUAGAUAUCCUUAGAAGCACAUCUGUUUUGUAGAUCGAUUAUAAAAGAAUGAUUUAUUGAUUAAAGUCAGUCUGUCCCCUUCGUGAUGUUCAGGGAAAUUACGCUUUUGUGGUUCCUCAUUCUGAUUGUUUAUUUGUGCAUUGAAUUAACGAUGCAUGAAUAUCGUGGCCAUGAAAAAAGAUUCUUAGAACAACGAGGGACAUACUGCCUUUUAGUGACUGUGAAAGUUUCUGAGAAAAUUUUAAAAUCUUGUUUUCAAAAUGUACAAGAAGAUGCCUUUCCCAAAAAAUUCCCAAAAAAUUCGCAGGCCCAUAAAUACAUAGCAGAUGGAUCACACCCAUGACGUUAAAGACAGAACAACAAAGGCUUACUGGAGCCCUCCUCCUCACAGAUUUGUUUAUAUGGGUUCCUUUACUCACAACGUGCUGAAAUAUAUAGCGUAAAGCUAGGUACAUUAUAAAUUACGUGAUUAAGAGGCUGUUUGGUGUAUAGAACAGGACAGCUCUAAGUUCUGAGUUUCACGCUUGAAGCCUGAUUAGCACUAGGCGAAUUCUUUCACAUGAAUCGAAUAAAGAUUCAUGGCGAUAAAGUAAGAGCGUGAUCUACUUUCUGCAAAUCGAAUUUUUUCGCUGCGAAAUUUGAGAACAUGACACCACGCAUGCUCAUAUUGGAAAAAAUUCGAUUCGCGCGAAAGAAUUCACCUCGUGGAAAUCAGCCUCAAUUGAUUAGGAUUGUUGAUUAAGAGGCUAGUUAUAAAAAGGAAGAUACUCCAAUUACACUGAUCAAAAGGCUGUUUGGUGUAUGGGACAGGGGACAGGGGACAGGGGACAGGGGACAGGGGACAGGGGACAGGGGACAGGGGUUUUGUUUAUUAGUGUAAACAUGGUUAAUGUAUUCCCCAGUAGGUAUGUACGAUAUUUAUUAAUUGUUGAGAGUGCAGAAAUUAGAUGUUUAUAAAUUAUCACUUUAUUCUGCAUUUUCCAAUAUAGUUUCUUAUUUACUUAUUUAUUUAUAUAUUUAAGUGCAUAUUUUCAUUCAAAUGCUAUUUUGUUUUGACGAUGUUAACUUGCCUUCAAUCUAUCUUGCCUUCUCUAGCUUUCUAACUUGUUUUGUUUUUCAAUUGAGCUGUUUUACAUUGCGACGUCGCGAUCAGGAUGACGUCAUUUGUUGGAAACUGGUUACUACUACUACAGUCUUCAGAAAUAUUACGUCACAAAAGAUGUUUUUUCGAAUUUUGGUUUGGUGGUUAGGAUUACGAGCAACAGAUCCAAGAGCUCGUGGUUUGAGUCCCUGGCAUGACCCAACUCUGACCCGGAGUAAGAGAGGUCGCCAGCUCUCUGCGGUACCAGUUACACUAUACCGGAUUGCUAUCAGAGCGGAGUAACUUUCGUAUCGGACAGGGAUUUGAGUUGCACUACGCUACACUUAUCAGAAAAAUCACUCCGCUCUGGAGGUGAUACGAAAAUCACUCCGGAGUCACUCCGUAGCGGAGCGCUGUAGUGUAUUCGCACGAAUCCGAUAUGCUCCGCUCGGAAACAAAGGAUUUUCUCAUUGUUUUUUGCUUGAAGCAAUUCGAUCGUUGGUGAACAAUGGCGAUUUCUGAGAUUUUGUUGCUGUUGGAUAAUGCCAGACUGAAAUCGUCCCAACAUUUUCGUAUUUGGAUUUCAUCUCUUCCAAAAUUUUAUUGAAGUGGCCCUUGGACGAAAAACA
This is a messenger RNA of Rhopilema esculentum, 3233 nucleotides long. NCBI's taxonomy places the organism in Eukaryota, Metazoa, Cnidaria, Scyphozoa, Rhizostomeae, Rhizostomatidae. The record is from RefSeq and is a predicted model, not a curated record.